AUGGAAGCCAUAUAUGAAGUAGAGGUGACCACAGGCUCCAUGACCCAUGCUGGCACUUGUGACAAUAUAUUUAUCACUCUGAUUGGCACGCAUGGAGAGAGUAAGCGGACCAAGCUCGACAGCUUUGGAAAGGAUUUCAAGACUGGAAUGAAAAUGAAGUACAACGUGACAACCAAGUACAGCCUCGCCAACCUGCUCCUAAUCAGACUUGAGAAAGAGAAUUACAUGUUUUUGCCAGAGAACGACUGGUUCUGCUCCCUGAUCAGUGUGAGAACCCCUGAGAGGGAUGUGAUCCAUUUCCCAUGCUAUCGCUGGAUGGCAGAAGGGGAGGUGAUUGAGCUGCGAGAGGCAAAAGCUACUAAAAUCUAUGAAGAAAAAUAUUCACAGCUGAAAGAUCACAGAAAAAAUGAACUGAAGCUUAACAAACAAUUGUACCAGUGGACUGAGUUUAAAACAGGUCUCCCACAGUACUCAUGUUUUGAGGACCCCCUGUCUCUUCCAUCAGUGGUCCGUUUCUCUUUCACCAAAGGCAUGGUUUCAGCUUUCAACUGCUCCACAGCCCUUGACAAGUUCAAAAUGAAGAAACUGGCAAAAAAAUCUGAUCAAUGGGCUCAAAUGGAAGACAUGAAAAGUGCCUUUUGGUCAACCAGAACAACUAUCUCAGAAUACGUGCAGCUACACUGGAUGGAUGACGAAUUUUUUGGGUACCAGCUCCUAAAUGGCGCCAAUCCAAUGAUGCUCCGCCGAUGCACAGACCAUCCUUCAAACUUUGCUGUUACUGACGAUAUGGUGCAGCCUUUUCUGGGGAGUGGAACCUCUCUUAAUUUGGAGAUGAAGAAGGGGAAUAUAUUCCUAUGUGAUUAUAAAAGACUGGCGGAUUUACCUACUCGUGUGAUCAAUGGCAAACAGCAGUAUGUUGCGGCUCCACUCUGUCUGCUAUACAAGAACCCAGUGGGCAAACUUCUGCCUAUUGCCAUUCAGUUGAAGCAACAGGUGUCAGAGGAAAAUCCAGUUUUCCUGCCUAGCGAUUCAGAGCAUGACUGGCAGCUCGCUAAAAUCUAUGUGAGGAAUGCAGAUUGUCUUGAGCAUCAAGCAUCUUUCUAUUAUCUGCACACCCAUCUGCUGGCUGAAAUCUUUACAGUGUCAUUACUAAGAAACCUCCCAGCAGUGCACCCAAUGUAUAAGUUGAUGAUACCCCACACACGUUAUACCCUCCAGAUAAACGCCCUUAUCAGGGAGAGGUUUCUCAGGAACGAGGGUGUUGUCACUCAGGUAUUGACUCAAAAUUCAAGAUCUCUUUAUUUAUUGGAGGUGAAGAGGGCCCUCUCAGAGCUGACCUACAGUUCUCUGUGCAUGCCUGAGGACACCAGUGAGCGUGGACUACAAUCUAUUCCCAACUUCUUCUACAGAGACGAUGGACUUCGGCUAUGGGAUUUCAUCAAUGAUUUUGUAAGGACGAUGGUCCAGUUUUAUUACCAGAGUGAUGAUGAUGUGCUGCAGGACACUGAACUCCAGGACUGGAUCAAGGAGAUCUUUGUCCGUGGGUUUCUUGGGCAGAGCUCAACAGGAAUACCUCAGUGUUUUAGUACAGUUGAUGAGGUCAUCAAAUUUGUAACCAUGGUGAUCUUCACAGUUUCAGCUCAACAUUCUGCCCUCAAAGCAGGACAGUUUGACUAUGGUAGCUGGUUUCCCAACUCCCCUGGUUCUCUGAAAAGACCUCCUCCAACAUCUAAGGGAAGCUCAGACAAGAACACCAUGCUGGACACUCUGCCUGACAUCAACACAUCUGCAUAUAUAGUAUCAGUCUUUUGGCUCCUGGGCAAACCCUCAGCAGACUUAGUUCCACUUGGCCAAUAUCCUAUGGAUUACUUUUGCCAAACAGCGCCCCAGAAAAUUAUCAGAGAUUAUCAAGCAGAGUUGGCCUUUUUGAGUGAGUCCAUCAAAGACAGGAAUGCAGGGUUGCAAGUGCCUUACACUUACUUGUGCCCUGACUGGAUAAGCAACAGUGUGAGCAUUUGAUAUGAAGUGGUGUGACUCAGGUCUUCUGUUACAUUGUUUCAUAGGUAGAGGUUAAUGAAUAACAUUUAAAAGGAAAUUUUGAAUGCUGUUAUGUAAAUUAGAAUGAUGAUGAUAUUAACUUGGUAUCAACAUUCUGAUUAAAUAAAUGUUUUAAUUUAUGCAAAUCUACAGUUGAAAUUAAACUAGUCUCCUUUGUCAAUAUUGAUUUG
This is a messenger RNA of Myxocyprinus asiaticus (Chinese sucker), 2228 nucleotides long. Its product is annotated as hydroperoxide isomerase ALOXE3. NCBI's taxonomy places the organism in Eukaryota, Metazoa, Chordata, Actinopteri, Cypriniformes, Catostomidae. Bases 1 to 2019 code for a protein of 672 amino acids. The transcript has 14 exons. Gene Ontology annotation, molecular function: protein binding; oxidoreductase activity, acting on single donors with incorporation of molecular oxygen, incorporation of two atoms of oxygen; iron ion binding. Gene Ontology annotation, biological process: lipid oxidation; linoleic acid metabolic process. The record is from RefSeq and is a predicted model, not a curated record.